Molecule: messenger RNA, 1542 nt
Organism: Fusarium vanettenii 77-13-4
Lineage: Eukaryota; Fungi; Ascomycota; Sordariomycetes; Hypocreales; Nectriaceae
Exons: 4
Coding region: 1-1542 (513 amino acids)
Biological process (GO): carbohydrate metabolic process
Source: RefSeq, a predicted model, not a curated record
AUGUCUAGACUCUUCUCUCUUCUGCUGGCCGCCGUAGCCGUCUCGGCCGGAUGUCCCAACUAUGAGCAGUACGCCCGUCAAGGCCAUGAGCCCUCGUCUAGUGGCCGCUUUCAUUUUCCUUUUCAGCGUCCGAGUCAGGAGUGUCGGACUUACUCUGUCCCCGCUGUUGAGCACCUCAUCUAUGAGGAGAUGACGGAGCUCAUUACCGAUCCUGAUCUCUUUCACUUGUUCCAGAAUACGUGGCCUAACACGGUCGAUACUACGAUUAAAUGGAGGGGUGUCGCGGCUGAUAAUCCAGACGAGGAGCUGGCCUUCAUCACGACCGGCGAUAUCAAUGCCAUGUGGCUCCGCGACAGCGCCAACCAGCUCCAAUCCUACAAGUCGAUCCUCUCCCCCGCCAAACCCCCCAAGGACGAGAACGACAUCGCCUCCCUCUUCCGCGGCGCAAUCAACCUCCAGGCCAGGUACAUCCGCAACGCGCCCUUCUGCAACGCCUUCCACCCUCCGCCCGAGGCCAAGCUCCGCCGCGCGAAGCGAUCGCUCCAAGCACGAGACACCGUCAACCCCAAGUACGACGGGGAGGUUGUGUUUGAGUGCAAGUAUGAGCUCGACUCGCUUGCUGCUUUUCUUCAGAUGUCGUGGGAUUACUACGAAAAGACGGACGAUGGUGCUUUCUUUGGAAAGUUUGGUUGGGUAGAGGCUGUUAAGAAGCUGCUUAAAGUUGCUGAGCACAUGCAAGAGGGUACCUACGACAAGGACGGGAGAGUCCAGGACUCAGUCUACAAGUGGCUACGCAACUCAGACAGUGCCUCCGAGACCGUAUCCAACCACGGCCGCGGCGCUCCCGUCAAGGGCCACAUCGGUCUUGUACGGAGCUUCUUCCGGCCUUCAGACGACGCGUGCAUAUAUCAAUACUUUAUCCCCGCCAACAUGAUGUUUGCGCGGUACCUCGCUUCAUGCGCAAAGAUCAUGUCACCCCUGGACCAGGAGGUGGCUCAGCAGAUGGAGGAGCUUGCUGGAGAUAUUGAGUUUGGUAUUAACGAGUAUGGCAUUGUGGAGCAUCCCGAGUUUGGUGAGAUGUAUGCGUAUGAGGUGGAUGGCUUUGGAUCUUAUAACCUCAUGGACGACGCAAACUUGCCCUCGCUGUUGAGUAUUCCACAUAUUGGCUACAAACCCGCCUCACCACACCUCUACAACAACACACGUGCUUUUGUUCUCAGUUCAUCCAACCCAUACUACGCAAGGGGUCCUAUCCUCAACGCCACAGGUGGACCGCAUCUCGGCCCGGGCAUGGCGUGGCCAAUGGGUCUCAUCGUCCAGCUCAUGACGAGCGACGACGACGACGAGAUUGCCCAUGGUAUCUGGCAGUUGAUGAACUCGACGGCCGGACUCGGCCUGAUCCACGAGACGGUCAACAGUUACAAUGAGAAUCAAUGGACGAGGUCAUGGUUCUCAUGGGCGAAUGGGCUGUUUGGACAGAUGGUUUUGGAUCUCUGGAGGCGAAAACCGAUGCUGGUAGCUAGGAACUACCAGGAGUUAUAA